AUGGCAAACAGUUCUGAUUAUUGGCAUGACUUUAUUGCAGAAAAUCAAGUUGCCCCUCCGUCGCUGAUCAUCGUGGACGGACUGGAGGGCUACCUGCGUGGGCCUGGGGUGAGUGGUGGCCUUCAGCAGGCGGAACAGUCCUCUGCUGCCCCUCCGUCGCUGAUCAUCGUGGACGGACUGGAGGGCUACCUGCGUGGGCCUGGGGUGAGUGGUGGCCUUCAGCAGGCGGAACAGUCCUCUGCUGCCCCUCCGUCGCUGAUCAUCGUGGACGGACUGGAGUGCUACCUGCGUGGGCCUGGGGUGAGUGGUGGCCUUCAGCAGGCGGAACAGUCCUCUGCUGCCCCUCCGUCGCUGAUCAUCGUGGACGGACUGGAGGGCUACCUGCGUGGGCCUGGGGUGAGUGGUGGCCUUCAGCAGGCGGAACAGUCCUCUGCUGCCCCUCCGUCGCUGAUCAUCGUGGACGGACUGGAGGGCUACCUGCGCGGGCCUGGGGUGAGUGGUGGCCUUCAGCAGGCGGAACAGUCCUCUGCUGCCCCUCCGUCGCUGAUCAUCGUGGACGGACUGGAGGGCUACCUGCGCGGGCCUGGGGUGAGUGGUGGCCUUCAGCAGGCGGAACAGUCCUCUGCUGCCCCUCCGUCGCUGAUCAUCGUGGACGGACUGGAGGGUUACCUGCGUGGGCCUGGGGUGAGUGGUGGCCUUCAGCAGGCGGAACAGUCCUCUGCUGCCCCUCCGUCGCUGAACAUCGUGGACGGACUGGAGGGCUACCUGCGCGGGCCUGGGGUGAGUGGUGGCCUUCAGCAGGCGGAACAGUCCUCUGCUGCACACAUCUCUGCUCUGCUGUAUGACACGGCUGCAUUUCUCUCACAGACCUUGGAAGAGAGAGCCGCUAGUCUGGCCCCCUGUCGGGUCAUAGCCUCGUUCCAGUCCGAGUGGGAAGGGCAUGCUAGUGGGGACUCCUCAGACCCUGUCCUCUCAGUGUUAGACCGCUACUUUCAGGUUAGGUGUACCUUGGACCAGGACUGGAACUCUGCCCCUGCUGUAGCAGGACCACAGGACACGUGGCAUGUUUAUCUCUCUGGUGCUGGGAUCACAGAAGACCCUAUUGCUAAGGAUGAGGAGGACUCAAGUCUGGCACGAGAAUGGCGACUGGUCAUUUGCCCCAAUCGCUCAAUGGAGUUUACAAUGGUUUGAAAUCUAUUAAAUUACUUCACAGUGGACGAGGAAGAAAUAAAAGACAUGCAAAAAAAGUAUAUACUUAUAUCAAACAAUUGCAUUCCCAAAGACUGAGAUGCAAGGGGAACAGUUUUUUUCCAAUGCACAAAAUGUUUUUCACUAGUGUUUACAAAAAGUUCAGCAAAGUUUUUGUGUGAAUUAAACCACUCCUCCGA
This is a messenger RNA of Oncorhynchus nerka (sockeye salmon), 1388 nucleotides long. RefSeq lists its product as uncharacterized. Gene Ontology annotation, cellular component: Shu complex. The record is from RefSeq and is a predicted model, not a curated record. The transcript has 2 exons. Bases 1 to 1191 code for a protein of 396 amino acids. NCBI's taxonomy places the organism in Eukaryota, Metazoa, Chordata, Actinopteri, Salmoniformes, Salmonidae. Gene Ontology annotation, molecular function: single-stranded DNA binding. Gene Ontology annotation, biological process: double-strand break repair via homologous recombination.